AUGCAUCGUCUACGAACUCCAGCUGUCUUUCGGCAGCUGCCGAAAGGAUUAUCACGCCCAAUGACUAGUCGUAGCUUUACCGUUGCGGCUAAUCGGGCCAACAGCUCUCCGCAAUCUGACCCCCACGACUCAACAAGCAUAGCAAAACAACUACGUGAAAUCACCGAUACUCUCCGCAAAGCUCCCAAAUCGGCCUCUCAAGCUGCAGCUCCAAAGUCUUUUACACAUAAGAAUGUUAUUGUGGAGGGUCGCGGCCAAUGCUGGCUGGACAAGGAGGUAUUGUACUUGCAUUGCGAGGAUGGUAGAACAGUGAAACUGCCUUAUACCUACCUACGCGAUCUCUGUCAGUGUCCUCUGUGUAAGGAUCAACACUCGCACCAGCGUCCUUUUCGCACGAACGAUGUUCCAAAGAAUGUUGUUCCCCGCUCGGUCAAGUGGAACGGGAUCAACCUUGUCAUUCAAUGGACCAACGACAUCCCCGGCUAUCCAGCCCACCACAAGUCGACAUGGCUCCUCAAGGAUCUGCAAGAGCCCAGACACAACCCUCAUGACCUGACAGAGGACACUAGACCGGUGCCAUGGAGUGGAACACGCAUGGAACAAGACCAGCAUUGGAUUUCGUAUAAGGACUACGUUGCUGGUGGUCCUGGGUUUGCCAGAGCCAUGUGUCACUUGCAAUCUAAGGGUCUGAUAUUCGUUAAAGAUAUUCCCAAGUCCAGGGAGAUGGUUGAAAAGAUCGCCACAGGCAUGGGUCCCCUGCGCAACACGUUUUAUGGAUCAACUUUUGAUGUGCGGACUGUUCCAAAUGCGCAAAAUGUGGCAUACACCAACACGUUUCUUGGUUUCCACAUGGACUUGAUGUAUAUGAACGAGCCACCUGGAUACCAACUCCUCCACUGCUUGGAGAACUCAUGCCAGGGAGGCGAGUCGCUGUUCGCGGACGCGUUUUAUGCAGCCGAAACCAUGCGCGAUGAAUACCGGCCUGCAUAUACCGAGCUUUGUGAGCAGCAUUUGGGCUACGAGUACAGGCAUGAGAACAGCAUCUACUAUAACGAGCGACCAGUCUUCGAGCUGGACCCAAAAACAGAAGAACUACGCCAUGUGAAUUACUCGCCCCCUUUCCAAUCUGCUCUUCCGCCGUCGAGAGGCAAUGAACAUGAUCCCCAGGCUAUAAACAAGUUGCAAGAUGCCCUUUCAGUCUUUACUGGGCUCAUCGAACAAAAGAAUGCCACCUUUGAGCUCAAGCUUAACCCAGGUGAGUGUGCUAUCUUUGACAACCGACGAAUUGUUCAUGCGCGCCGGCAAUUCGACUCCACUGGAGGAUCUCGCUGGUUGGCAGGUGCAUAUGUCGACACCGAUGCUCUGCUCUCUUGCUUCGCCGUUGCCCAGAAAAAAUUUCCUGCAGCCUGGAAGAAAUGA
This is a messenger RNA of Penicillium canescens, 1419 nucleotides long. Its product is annotated as putative Gamma-butyrobetaine hydroxylase subfamily. The transcript has a single exon. The record is from RefSeq and is a predicted model, not a curated record. Gene Ontology annotation, cellular component: mitochondrion. Bases 1 to 1419 code for a protein of 472 amino acids. Gene Ontology annotation, molecular function: oxidoreductase activity. Lineage: Eukaryota; Fungi; Ascomycota; Eurotiomycetes; Eurotiales; Aspergillaceae. Gene Ontology annotation, biological process: carnitine biosynthetic process.